UUAUAUCCUCAAAACCCAAACUUGCUCACUCCUUCACAGUUCACACAAACACACUGCUCCCAAGUCCUCUCUCACUUCUUCUUCUUCCCUCAGACACCGUUGUUUAACGGUUCUCCUUUUUUUGUUUUUCCUUUUUUUCUUUCUCUCUUGUUUCCACUUUUGCCCCUUCAAGAUGAUCUCGUGGCACGACCUCUACACGGUUCUCACCGCCGUGAUCCCUCUCUACGUAGCUAUGAUCCUCGCCUACGGCUCUGUCCAGUGGUGGAAAAUCUUUUCUCCAGACCAAUGCUCCGGAAUCAACCGUUUCGUCGCCAUCUUCGCCGUCCCUCUCCUCUCUUUCCACUUCAUCUCCACCAACAACCCUUACGCCAUGAAUCUCCGCUUCAUCGCCGCCGACACUCUCCAAAAAAUCAUCAUGUUGUCUCUCUUGGUCCUCUGGGCUAAUCUCACCCGUUCCGGUAGUCUCGAGUGGAGCAUCACAAUCUUUUCCCUCUCCACGCUUCCCAACACUCUCGUCAUGGGGAUUCCUCUCUUGAUCGCCAUGUACGGCGAGUACUCUGGUUCCCUCAUGGUCCAAAUCGUCGUCCUCCAGUGUAUCAUCUGGUACACGCUUCUUCUUUUCCUCUUCGAGUUUCGCGGCGCCAAGAUGCUCAUCAUGGAGCAGUUCCCUGAGACGGCUGCCUCAAUCGUUUCGUUCAAAGUUGAAUCCGAUGUCGUUUCACUCGACGGCCAUGAUUUUCUUGAAACCGACGCAGAGAUCGGCGACGACGGGAAGCUUCACGUCACCGUGAGAAAAUCAAACGCUUCCCGUCGCUCUUUCUGCGGGCCGAACAUGACUCCACGGCCGUCAAACCUCACCGGAGCUGAGAUUUACAGCCUUAGCACAACUCCUAGAGGCUCCAAUUUCAACCACUCUGAUUUUUACUCGAUGAUGGGUUUCCCUGGUGGCCGUCUCUCCAAUUUUGGUCCGGCAGAUAUGUACUCUGUACAGUCUUCUAGAGGUCCCACUCCUCGACCUUCGAACUUCGAGGAGAACUGCGCCAUGGCGUCCUCUCCGAGAUUCGGGUAUUACCCCGGAGGCGGUGGAGGUGGAGCCGGGUCUUAUCCGGCUCCGAAUCCAGAAUUCUCCUCAACUACCACAUCUACCGCCAAUAAAGGCGUUAAUAAAAACCCGAAAGACAUCAAUACGAAUCAGCAAACUACUCUUCCAACCAGCGGUAAGUCAAACAGCCAUGACGCCAAGGAGCUUCACAUGUUCGUAUGGAGCUCCAACGGUUCACCCGUUUCAGACCGGGCGGGUCUUAACGUUUUCGGCGGAGCGCCAGACAAUGAACAAGGUGGAAGAUCUGAUCAAGGUGCUAAAGAGAUUCGUAUGUUAGUCCCUGAUCAAUCUCACAACGGAGAGAGUAAAGCUCUAGCUCAUCCAGGGAGUGGAGAUUUUGGAGGAGAGCCACAAUUUAGUUUCGCCGAGAAAGAAGAAGCAGGAGAAAGAGCCAAAGACGCCGAGAAUGGACUUAACAAACUCGCUCCAAAUUCCUCGGUGGAGCUACAAUCAAAGACAGGUCUAGGAGCAGCCGCCGGAGGAGGAGAAAGUCAACGAAAAAACAUGCCGCCGGCGAGUGUGAUGACAAGGCUGAUACUGAUAAUGGUGUGGAGGAAACUCAUCAGAAACCCAAACACUUACUCUAGUCUCAUUGGCCUUAUUUGGGCUCUCGUCGCUUUCCGGUGGCACGUGGAAAUGCCAAAAAUCAUACAGCAAUCUAUCUCCAUUUUAUCUGAUGCUGGUCUUGGAAUGGCAAUGUUCAGUUUGGGGUUGUUCAUGGCGUUACAACCCAAAUUAAUUGCUUGUGGGAACUCUGUGGCAACAUUUGCUAUGGCGGUUAGGUUCCUCACGGGCCCGGCUGUGAUGGCGGUUGCUGCCAUAGCCAUUGGAUUGCGUGGUGAUUUACUGCGUGUUGCUAUAGUUCAGGCCGCAUUACCUCAAGGAAUUGUGCCGUUUGUGUUUGCUAAGGAGUACAAUGUUCAUCCUGCUAUUUUAAGUACAGGGGUAAUAUUCGGAAUGCUCAUAGCGCUUCCGAUCACGCUGGUUUACUACAUUCUACUCGGGUUAUAAGCUUUUGAUUACAAAAACCUCGAAAAAGGAUCAAAUUGUAGAGGGAGAAGGGAAACAAAGGAUUGUCUUAUGGAACAAACUAAAAGCUUAGAGUAUAUAAGUAAAACUAGGGAGUAGCAUGAUUUAAGGAAUGAUGAUGCCUACAUUACAAGCCAAGAAACACUUUCUUCUCCCAUAUUUUACAGAUAGAAUAUUGGGAGAUAAUUUGAGUGAGACAAUGGGACGCAGAUAAGGAGGAGCAAAACAUGGGGCAACGAGACAAAAAAAAGAUAAAUAAAAGAUUGGAGGAAGAAGACAACUUAUUAUUUUUUGUAACUUUUAUAUUUUUUUGCACCAGUCUGUUUUGUUUUUAAUGUGUUCUUUGAUUAGGUUUGGGGUAACUACUAGUUGAUUACUGUGUAGAUUUUGUUUUAGCCAAGAAAAAGUGUGGUUUUUGAUUUUGAAUC
Camelina sativa (false flax) is the source of this 2559-nucleotide messenger RNA. Its product is annotated as auxin efflux carrier component 3. The record is from RefSeq and is a predicted model, not a curated record. Lineage: Eukaryota; Viridiplantae; Streptophyta; Magnoliopsida; Brassicales; Brassicaceae. Gene Ontology annotation, biological process: auxin export across the plasma membrane; auxin polar transport. Gene Ontology annotation, molecular function: auxin efflux transmembrane transporter activity. Gene Ontology annotation, cellular component: plasma membrane; endoplasmic reticulum.